AUGGGGAAUUGUUUGCAUAAGGGUAAUUGUAAUGAUGGUGAUUCUGAUCAUCAUGUGGAUUUUGCUUCUGGGAAUGUGCAAAUUAUUACUACCCUAGAAUCUUGGAACCAAAAUAUAGAACGAGCAAAGAAGGAUAGUAAAAUUGUUAUUGCAAAUUUCAGUGCAACAUGGUGUGGUCCUUGUAAGAUGAUUGCUCCUUAUUUCAGCGACUUGUCCCAGAAGCACUCUUCUAUCAUGUUCUUGUUAAUUGAUGUGGAUGAACUAGCUGACUUCAGCACUUCCUGGGACAUCAAAGCCACACCAACUUUCUUCUUUCUUAAAGAUGGAAACGAGUUUGACAGACUUGUAGGAGCCAACAAAUCAGAGCUGGAGAAGAAGAUUGCUGCGCUUACUGAUGUAGUUCCUCAUUAG
Sphenostylis stenocarpa is the source of this 411-nucleotide messenger RNA. Lineage: Eukaryota; Viridiplantae; Streptophyta; Magnoliopsida; Fabales; Fabaceae. The record is from the annotation of a GenBank genome assembly.